AUGGGUUGUCAAUUAGAACUCACAGAUAGGAUCACAGCUGAAGAAGCAAGUGUUCAGCGUAUGGAGGAACACAUAAGGCAGAAAGAGGCCAAACUCCGACAAACCUCUCCUUCGAUGGUUACCAACCUUGAGAGCUUGCGCCAUGAUAAGUGGCUCAACUUUCAGUUAAAUCUACACAUUCUGAAGGAUCAGAUUGUUUCCAAGCUUCAUGCAUGGAAGUUUGAGUUGGCAAAUCUGGAUCAUGCAUAUCACAGUCAUAUGCUUGAUCAGAAGACCCAGGAUCAGGCUGGGAGAGCGAUAAGACAUCAUGAGCCUGGUAUCAUGGCUACUGUCAAACAUUAUAACAAGAAGUGGAAUGAGAUGCUGUGCAUGCAGUUGGCAGGCAGCACUCCUGCGAAUGCAGUUGUGCCACCGGAGCUCAACAUGACAGUCAUUUUUGAUCUUGAUGUCAAUGCAGACAUUUGGUUAGAUGCUAGUGUGGAAGACCUUGGACAGUUCCCAGAUGCAGCAGUGCGGCAUGCAAUGCAGAUGUGUAGCAGAGACCCUGAUGCCUUGUAUUUCCUUGGUCUUGUAGAGAAGAGUUUGGUGGCGGUACUCUCGGACUGGAGGAAGCAUUUGACCACUGGACCAUUUGAGUGGACAAUGCUGAAUCAAAUGCUGGUCAGUCCCCUAGUGUUUCUGCCAGCAACACCAUCCCUGGUUGUUGCCCACCUACCACCUUCGGACCUGGACAUGUCACCUCAACUGCAGCAUGAAGUCCUAGGCAUUGAAGAUGGAUAUGAUAGUUCAGAUGAUGACACGGCAAACAGCGAAGCAGAAGAUAUUGCCCAAGAGGGGGAUUUCACGGUCAUUGUAGACCUGGAUCAUGCGACAGCAACAUUGGGUGAUGCAGGUGGGGAGAAUGGUGCCACAAACGGGGACAGUGAUGAUGAGCUACAGACCUCAUAG
Cantharellus anzutake is the source of this 948-nucleotide messenger RNA. RefSeq lists its product as uncharacterized. Lineage: Eukaryota; Fungi; Basidiomycota; Agaricomycetes; Cantharellales; Hydnaceae. The coding region runs from base 1 to 948 and encodes 315 amino acids. The record is from RefSeq and is a predicted model, not a curated record. The transcript is spliced from 4 exons.